Schizosaccharomyces cryophilus OY26 is the source of this 1197-nucleotide messenger RNA. RefSeq names its product CDC50 domain-containing protein. The transcript has 2 exons. Gene Ontology annotation, cellular component: Golgi apparatus; endoplasmic reticulum; plasma membrane. Lineage: Eukaryota; Fungi; Ascomycota; Schizosaccharomycetes; Schizosaccharomycetales; Schizosaccharomycetaceae. Bases 1 to 1197 code for a protein of 398 amino acids. The record is from RefSeq and is a predicted model, not a curated record.
AUGUCGGAGUCUGUACAAGAGAGCAACAUUGACCAUUCUGUUGAUCAAACUAAAAAGAAAUCUCGUGCACCCCCAAAUACCUCGUUUCGUCAACAGCGAAUAAAAUCAUGGCAGCCUCUAUUAACACCAAAAACGGUUCUUCCUUUGUUUUUCAUAUUGGGUAUCAUUUUUGGUCCAUUAGGAGGUGGCUUAUUAUAUGCGAGUUCUACUGUGCAAGAAUUAGUCGUUGAUUAUACCGCAUGCGAGUCAUCUGCUAAUUAUGAUACGUUUACAGAAAUUCCGUUAAAAAAAUAUAAGGCAGCUUUUGAUUAUUCCUCAAGUUCAAAAGCUAAAACUCCGCCGUUAUGGAAACUAUCUACUACGCACGAUGAUGAUCUGGAUUUGGAUAUCAAGGUCUGCAACGUUCGUUUUACUGUUCCAUCGUUGAUGAAAGCGCCUAUUUUCCUUUAUUAUCGCUUAACCAAUUUCUAUCAAAAUCAUCGCCGUUAUGCAAAAAGCUUGGAUGAAAAACAAAUACGUGGAUAUGCUCAAGAUGCCAAUGAUGUAAAAUCGUCUGGGUGUUAUCCAUUAGAGGUGAAUGAACACGGAAAGCCUUAUUACCCUUGUGGUCUUAUAGCCAAUUCGUUAUUUAACGACUCUUUUUCAUCGUUGAAUCAGGUUACUAACAAUGAAACAACAUCAAAUACUUACAAGCUUAGCUCAAAAAAUAUUGCCUGGUCUUCUGAUGCUAGCCGGUUCAAGAAAACUCUUUACAAGCCCGAGGAUGUUGUGCCUCCUCCAAAUUGGGUCUUGAGAUACCCCAAUGGAUAUACGGAUGAUAACAUGCCUGAUUUGUCUUCCAUGGAGGAAUUACAGGUUUGGAUGAGAACAGCUGGAUUACCAACAUUUAGCAAACUGGCAAAACGUAAUGACAAAGAUCAUUUAACACCAGGAACUUAUGAGAUUAGUAUCGGGCUUCAUUUUCCUGUCAAAGAAUACGAUGGAACCAAAUCCAUAGUACUCACCACUCGCUCUGCUUUAGGCGGUAAAAAUCCUUUUCUCGGGAUUGCUUAUAUUGUCGUGAGUGUUGUAAGUGUAGUUUUGGGUACAUUGUUUACAUUGCGACAUUUCAUCAGACCUAGAAAAUUGGCAGAUCAUCGCUACCUGAAUUGGGAUUCUGAAGAUAAUAAUAUUGCUCCUCGUUUGGGUGGACUGUAA